AUGGACAUCCCGUUUACCACGACGAAGGAGGGCGGCAUCAUCACGGCGUCGAACAACAUGAACUCCAAGAUCAACAAGCGGUUCGCGCAGCUGCCGGAGAACCUGCGCCUCAACGGGGUGACGCCGAGCGGCAAGCCGCGGCUGUUUGUGUGCCACACGUGCACGCGCGCGUUUGCGCGGCAGGAGCACCUGAUCCGCCACAAGCGGUCGCACACGAACGAGAAGCCGUAUAUCUGCGGGAUCUGCGACCGGCGGUUCAGCCGGCGGGACCUGCUGCUGCGGCACGCGCACAAGCUGCACGGGGGGAGCUGCGGGGACGCGCUGCUGAAGAAGGGCUCGCCGCCGCGGCAGCGGCUGAGCCGGGCGGUGCGGCGGCGCAAGAGCGCGGAGGGGCUGCGGGCGGCGGGCAAGCCACGGCGGCGGCUGUCGUUCUCUGCGCAGUCCGGGGAGAGCUACGCGUCGGUGCGGCCGCGCAGCGCGGGGGGGGGCGAGAAGGUGCAGUUCUCGACGCCGCAGCUGCUGCCGGUGGACCUGACGCAGGAGCCGUCGACGUUCACGGCGCUGGAGGCGAACGGGUGGGUGCAGGACGUGAACAGCCUGUCGGCGCUGGACGGGACGCCGGAGGAGGGGAGCUGCAGCCCGCGGUCGGCGCUGUCGUGGCAGGCCACGCACACGCGGUCGCUGUUUGCGCAGCCGUUCCCGGUGGGCGGUGCGUACGGGGAGCUGGCUGGCGGCUUUGCGCCGGAGUGGCAGGGGUCGGAGGGGGCGUCGCCGGCGGCGGGGCGCGCCGGCGCGCGGCAGUCGCCGCCGCGGUCGCGCGAGAUGUCGGAGGUGAGCGCGACGAACGAGUUCCGCUUUCUGCCACUGGCGCGCGGCGAAGGCGCGCUGUCGCCGGCCGCGCCGCAGAUGUCUGCGGACGAGAUGGUGACCACGUUCGACUUCCUGCAGAGCGGCUACUCGUUCUACGGCAUGGAGAACCCGGACGCGGCGAGUGUGAUCCGCUGCUCGCAGCAGUCGGCGGGCGCGACGACCAAGGCGGACGCGGGCGCGGUGCACUGCAGCUUCUUCACCGAGGAGAUGCGGAGCAUGUGCCUGUCUGCGCUGGACUACUACGCGCUCUACUGCGUGCGGAAGGGGUCCGGCCGGGCGAGCACGGUCGAGCUGCCGUCGUGUGCGGAACUGAACAUGUACCUGUCGCUUUUUAUGGAGCACUUCGCGGCGCACUACCCGUUCAUUCACCCGCAGCUGUGGCGGGCGGACGUUGCGACGUUCCGCGGCUACGUGUAUGGCGGCAUGGAGUAUGCUGCGGUCGCGGACGACUCGCAUGUGCAGUGCUCGAACAUUGUGUGUCUACCGAUGCUUGCCGCGACAACGGGAUCUAUGUACCUGCGCAGUCGCCGCGAUGAGUCGCAUGACGCGCCCGCGGCUACGUCGGAGCAGAUGUACGAAAUCUCGCGACGCAUCCUGCACGUAUAUCUGGAAACACGUAACGCUGCCAAGUUGCCAACAUGUAACCUGUGGCUGACUCAAUCGCUGACGCUGAGCAUAAUGUACUCCAUUUUCCUAGAACCGUGGGACAAGGCCUCGGAGGUACAAACGAACACCUUGCUGAAGCAAGUGAAUGCAGUGUGCACUAUGGUACGGAAAGACCUUCUUCCCAUUGUUGGGUCACUUGCACACCAUUCAUCUUUUGGCUGCCCAGCCAACUACAUCAUUAUGGAAUCCACCAUCCGGACAGUUGUAUUCUGCUAUAAUUUUUGUCAGAUGCUCCGUUGUUUCCAUAAUAUCAAAUCUCCAGCAUUUUUGAUGGAAUCCGACCUGGAUCUGGUUCUGAUACCCGACGAUGAACACACAUGGAACUCGGCUAUGCUUGAUUUUAGUACAAGUCAUUCAACGCUUGCUUCUACUCAGCGACCUGUUAUGCAAAAAAAGAAUACGCUGCCAUUCUGCAAGUUCUACCAGACUUUCACAUUCAGCACAUCGGGGGCGCACUCAAUUCCAGAAUACCUAGCGCGCACAAUGCUAUAUUACGAAUUCAACAGCUCGCAGUCUGGGUUUCACAUAUUUUUAACAAAAAUCGAUACCAAAAAGUUGGAGCUUAACCUGCAAUACUUUGGCAGUAAAGCAUCCGACAGUCUGAAUGCCACGCCUUCUCUUCCAGGUGAAAACUCGUCUGUCACUCCUCCAUUAUUUAAUUUCGACCCAGUGAAACCUUUGUCGCAAGACUCGAUUAUUCUGAAAAAUGGUCUGAUGUGCAUGGUUUUCUUUAACUCUAUUGAUCCAAACUUCGCUUGGCAUAUAGGUGGACAUUCCCUAGAGAUGAUGUUCGAAACGUAUUUGGAUUCAGCAAAGUUCAAUAUCUUGUCAAAUGGCUCAUAUAAACUUAUAACGGACUUCCUUGUGGCCCUGAAUUUUUCUAUCCAGAAUAUCGCAUUUAUUGUUGAUGUUAACGAUAAUUCUAUGUUUGAUACUUCAAGGGUCUCUGUGUUGGCUAUGCACUGUUAUUAUGUCAAUUUCCUCGUGAUCGUUAAAUUUAUCAUGGAUUUCGAACGGACUCCAAACUUUAAGUUACUCUGUAUUUAUACGGAAUUAAAAAAACUUGCAAACGGUAUUUUUAUUCCUGUACUAUCGGCCUUGUUUCCGCUCGAAUUUGCCAAGUUCCUUGGUCCCGAUCUCGACGUCCCAAGUUUAUGGAAGAACCCGUCCUUCACCUCAUUAAACCGUGAUAUGACCGGUUAUUCUUCGAAUAUGUCCACAAACGUGCUGAUGGCAGGUGGUCACGAAAACAACACUCCUAUAUCGCAUGACCAUUAUACGAAGGGCAAUACCGCCAAUAUUAAUGUGGUACAACUAGAAAAACUAAUAAACAAUGUGCUAGUGUAUUCCUUCAAUGAUUCUAACUUUUUGUCGAUGACGGAAAACGCCCCUAAUGAAUUUGUAUUUACGAACCCGAAUACCACACAACAAUUGCCAGACUCGGCCCCAAUGAACUCGCCGAAACCAACACUUUCAUCAUUGAACCUACUAAAAUACCACCAGGAAAAGUCCGCUUCUGGAAAGCAGAGCACCAAGCAGAGCUUCACAGACAGAUAUCACUUAGCAGAAAAAUAUAUACUGAUUGCCAAGUGUCUUUUCCUGCAUGUUAAUGAAGCUCAUAUUCGGUCAUCCUUUAUAAAGAGUCUGGCAACUAAUUACCAAAUACUGGAACGGUGCCUACUGAAGCAUGGUUAUUCAACCGAGAAGCAGCAUGAGGAGAGUACAUCUAUGUUGCAAAACACACUGAAUGUGAACCCAGUUUCGCUUUUUAGAAACCAUGCCCAGUAUUAA
Molecule: messenger RNA, 3327 nt
Organism: Eremothecium gossypii ATCC 10895
Lineage: Eukaryota; Fungi; Ascomycota; Saccharomycetes; Saccharomycetales; Saccharomycetaceae
Gene: ADR1
Product: DNA-binding transcription factor ADR1
Exons: 1
Coding region: 1-3327 (1108 amino acids)
Biological process (GO): regulation of transcription by RNA polymerase II
Cellular component (GO): chromatin
Molecular function (GO): RNA polymerase II cis-regulatory region sequence-specific DNA binding; DNA-binding transcription factor activity, RNA polymerase II-specific
Source: RefSeq, marked provisional